Neurospora crassa OR74A is the source of this 1224-nucleotide messenger RNA. RefSeq lists its product as hypothetical. The transcript has a single exon. Bases 1 to 1224 code for a protein of 407 amino acids. NCBI's taxonomy places the organism in Eukaryota, Fungi, Ascomycota, Sordariomycetes, Sordariales, Sordariaceae. The record is from RefSeq and is a predicted model, not a curated record.
AUGGAGGAAGCGAGGGUCAGGCGUGAUGAAGUUGAGCGGAAAGAGGCUAUGGUUCGGCGUGAAAAGGAAGAGGUUGAGCGAUUAAAGAAGGAGGUAGAGGAAGCUAAGGAGAGGGCAGAGAGGGAGGAGGCAAUGAAGAGAGCUGCCGAUGAGGUCAAGCGCCGGAAGAAAGCUCAACGAAAGUUGGAGGCAGAGGCCAAGCGGAAGGCCGAAGCUGAAGCUGCUCAGGUCAAAGCUGAGGGGGAGGCAAAGCUGCGACAGAUGUUGGGGAUUCAGCAGGUUGACAACUCCCUGACUCUUGCCGAGCAAGAGGCCACUCCCUUUCACGAACAGCAGAUCCUCCUCCAAGAAGCCUGGCACCAGAUCGACGAAUCCCUCAUUCUCUCCCAACAGGCGCAUAACACCCUUCUCCGUGCUCAGCACCACAACUCUGAAGCCUUCCGCCAACUCGGAGAGGCCGACCUUCUCCUCUCGCUCUCGCAGGACGUCUCGCAGAUCUGCCAAAAUACCCAAGAUAGUCCAAAUCUGAUCUUGGCCCGGCUUCGCUUCGACGAAGCCAUCCUUCAAGCCCAAGAAGGCUACCGUCUCCUCCAAGAAGCAUGGGACUGUCACGAUUCUUCAACGCGCACCGCCGAGGCAGGUCAUCGUUUGCUAGUGGAAGUCAGCCACGAUGGAGAAUACGAACGGUCAGCCGCGCAGUACUCUUUAGUGGAGGCACGCCAUCAAAAUAACGAGGCAUUUCGGAGGGCGGAGGAAGGUCGCAGCGUACUCGAGAAGGUGCUUGCGGAGAUGGGGAUUCCUCUUCAUCAUAGUAGGGAGGAAGGCCAGGCGCAUGCUAGUCAUGACAGCCAAAUUCCCGCACAAGACCCUGACACCAUCCUCGUUACCACCCCUCCCACCACUCAGCACCAGCUGUCCGAUCCGGAAGCAAACGCCGAUAGCGAGACUGUGUCGUCCAGCUUCGAGAGCAUAUCUACCACCACAAGCGGUGACCAGUCAGAAACUCCAACCGACAACCGUCCCUACGAAGAGCGCCUAGCGGCCUUCAUCAACGGUCAGCUCCUCGCCUAUGGCGUUUGGGACCCGGAGUCAUUUUAUGUUCGGUAUGACCCGCGCAACCCAAACGGUCCGCGGGCGCAUGAGAUGCCAGUGAUGAGUGAGAGAGAGCUCCAUGGGGAUGCUGCUGGCAGCGGCGUAAUGCGUGCGAAGGAGGCGUGGUGGUGA